This is a messenger RNA of Leptomonas pyrrhocoris, 393 nucleotides long. Its product is annotated as unspecified product. The record is from RefSeq and is a predicted model, not a curated record. NCBI's taxonomy places the organism in Eukaryota, Euglenozoa, Kinetoplastea, Trypanosomatida, Trypanosomatidae. The transcript has a single exon. The coding region runs from base 1 to 393 and encodes 130 amino acids.
AUGUUCUGGCUUGAAGGGUGGUCGAGACUUGGCGGAGCUGUGGAGCGAACCAGGAGUAGCACCGUUGCGGAACACGAUCCAUUGAUCUAUCGGCGGACUUGCUCUUGGGAGAUGCUAAUGACGACGAUGAUGACGGUGCCGUUUGUGUCACACGCCACGCAUUCAAGGUCCCUUGGCGGCAAUUAUAUACCCUCGAUGCUGUUUCACAGGAUACCCAGCGGGGCAAGAGCUGAGCGUGCAUGCGCGCUUGUGUGUUGCUGUGUGCGUGUGUGCGGUGCGAAGGCCAGCGAAAACACAGUCGAAGUGCUAUUCUACCCCCAUCAUUUCGCCUGCACCUGUGCUGUCCGAGAGAAGACGGGCGCGCACGCGUGUCGUGUGCCCUGCGAGGCGUGA